GGAGAGAGAGAGAUCUUGCAGAUCAUAGUGCAGUAGAGAGAGAGGGGGGAGAGAGAGAAGAUGGGAAGAGGAAGAGUGGUUCUGGAGAGAAUAGAGAACAAGAUCAACAGGCAAGUAACAUUCUCGAAGAGAAGGAAUGGAUUGCUGAAGAAAGCGUACGAGCUUUCCGUGUUGUGCGAUGCUGAGGUCGCUCUUGUUAUCUUUUCCAGCCGGGGGAAGCUUUUCCAGUACAGCAGUUCUGACCUAGACAGAACCAUAGAGCGGUACCGUCAAUGUUGUUACAUCUCACAGGCUGACGACCUUGUUGAACAUGAAUCUCAGAACUUGUACCAGGAGCUUUUGAGAUUAAAAGUCAAACAUGAAGCUCUUGAGAGGACACAAAGGCAUCUGCUUGGAGAAGAUCUUGAGCCACUAAACAUGAAAGAAUUGCAUAAUCUUGAGAAACAACUCGACAAAACGCUAGCACAAGCGCGACAACGCAAGACCCAAAAGAUGUUGGAACGAGUCGACGAGUUACGCAAAAAGGGACACGAGCUAGAGGAGGUUAACAAAGAACUCAAGCACAAGCUUCAGGAAAUAUAUGAAAGUAGCCAAACCGUAGAAGAUGUUGAACUCCAUUCAGCUGGGACAAAUCACAGCUCCUUACAAAUAUGGAAUGGGCAGAAGGAAGAUAGGUCAAAAGGGAAAGCGAUUGACACGAGGACACAAGGUGGGCAGAUCAUUCAUAAUAAUAACAUCAACCACAAUGGAUGGCUGAUUUGA
This is a messenger RNA of Neltuma alba, 762 nucleotides long. RefSeq names its product MADS-box transcription factor 6-like. The record is from RefSeq and is a predicted model, not a curated record. Gene Ontology annotation, cellular component: nucleus. Bases 61 to 762 code for a protein of 233 amino acids. NCBI's taxonomy places the organism in Eukaryota, Viridiplantae, Streptophyta, Magnoliopsida, Fabales, Fabaceae. Gene Ontology annotation, molecular function: protein dimerization activity; RNA polymerase II transcription regulatory region sequence-specific DNA binding; DNA-binding transcription factor activity. Gene Ontology annotation, biological process: positive regulation of transcription by RNA polymerase II. The transcript has 8 exons.